Phalaenopsis equestris is the source of this 276-nucleotide messenger RNA. RefSeq names its product 60S ribosomal protein L38-like. The record is from RefSeq and is a predicted model, not a curated record. Gene Ontology annotation, molecular function: structural constituent of ribosome. Bases 52 to 261 code for a protein of 69 amino acids. Gene Ontology annotation, cellular component: ribosome; cytosolic large ribosomal subunit. Gene Ontology annotation, biological process: protein-RNA complex assembly; translation. The transcript has a single exon. Lineage: Eukaryota; Viridiplantae; Streptophyta; Magnoliopsida; Asparagales; Orchidaceae.
CGCUCGCCUUCAGAUGUACCAAAGCAAGAGCGGCCAUUGGAGAAUUCGGAAAUGCCUAAGCAGAUCCAUGAGAUCAAGGAUUUCCUUCUCACAGCUAGAAGGAAGGAUGCUCGCUCUGUAAAGAUUAAACGGAGCAAAAGUGUUGUGAAGUUCAAGGUCAGAUGUGCAAAGUAUCUUUACACGCUCUGCGUGUUUGAUUCUGAGAAGGCUGAUAAGCUCAAACAAUCUCUUUCUCCUGGUCUGAGUGUACAGGACCUGUGAAAGCGAGAGUAGUAC